Musa acuminata AAA Group (dessert banana) is the source of this 501-nucleotide messenger RNA. RefSeq lists its product as uncharacterized. The coding region runs from base 1 to 501 and encodes 166 amino acids. The record is from RefSeq and is a predicted model, not a curated record. The transcript has a single exon. Lineage: Eukaryota; Viridiplantae; Streptophyta; Magnoliopsida; Zingiberales; Musaceae.
AUGGAGGAAGUGGGGGAGGAAAUGAGUGAGAAGAGUACUACUGCUGCAGCUGCAGAUCGCUGCAGCUGCGGCUGUGGCAGUGGCUGCGGCUGCGGUGGCUGCGGCUACUACGGCUGCGGAUGCUGCGGCUGUGGAUGCUUGCUGUGGCUGCGGCUGCAGAAGCUACAGCUGCUGAAGACUGCUGAAGACUGCUGCUGCAGCGAAGAUUGCUGCGGCAACGAAGAUUGUUGCUGCAGCGAUGAUUGCUGCAGCAACGAAGAUUGCUGCGGCAACGAAGACUGCUGCUGUAGACUGCAGCUGCUACAGAUUGCUACGGCUGCAGAAGCUGCUGAAAACUGCUGCUGCAGCGAAGACUACUGCGGCAGAGAAACUGCGGCAGGGAGCCUGGAAGCGGCCACAGCAGAGGAAGCUGCCACCACGGCAAUGAAGACUGGUGGCGGCUGGUGCUACGGAGGUAGCGGUUCGGGCAAAUGGAGGACAGCGGCCACCACGGCAGCAUAG